Impatiens glandulifera is the source of this 1110-nucleotide messenger RNA. RefSeq names its product class V chitinase-like. Gene Ontology annotation, biological process: chitin catabolic process; carbohydrate metabolic process. Gene Ontology annotation, cellular component: extracellular region. Lineage: Eukaryota; Viridiplantae; Streptophyta; Magnoliopsida; Ericales; Balsaminaceae. Gene Ontology annotation, molecular function: chitinase activity; chitin binding. The coding region runs from base 1 to 1110 and encodes 369 amino acids. The record is from RefSeq and is a predicted model, not a curated record. The transcript is spliced from 3 exons.
AUGGCAUAUCCGGCUGUGAAAGGAGUGUAUUGGUUGUGUGACAGUGAUUUCCCUGUCUAUAAGAUUGAAUCAAAUCUCUUCACCCACAUCUUCUGGGGUUUUGCGAAUCUUGAUCCGAAAACCUAUAAUUCAGUGUUGGAGCCACAAACUCUAACAACCUACAAAGUCUAUGUUGAUGAAAUAGACAAUUUCUCGAUAUUCACAACAACUGUCCUGCAGAAGAACCCUGGUGUGAAAACAUUGAUCUCUAUCGGAGGUCCAAAAGCGGACGUAUCUGCUUUUGUUUCCAUGGCUAGCAAUGGCGACGCACGCAAAAUAUUCAUUGAUUCGUCGAUCAAGUUGGCUAGGGAUUACAGGUUCGAUGGCCUUGAUCUCGAUUGGGAAUACCCAGCAAGUGACAUCGAGAUGGCAAACUUUGGGCUGCUUCUUCAAGAGUGGCGGGUAGCAGUGGCUGUGGAUGCUGGGAAUCCCACUCAAGACUGUGCAUUACUUCUCACAGCAACGGUUUCGUCCAGACCCAUUAUAAAAAAUGUUAAAGAGGAUCAGUCGCACUCCUAUCCUUUCAAGAUUAUAGAGGAUAACUUAGAUUGGAUUCAUGUCAAGGAAUACGACUUCUAUUCCUCCAAACAGGAGGGUGACAAAACACACGCACCUGCGGCGCUCUAUGACCCCGUCACUAAUACUAACGUAAGUGGUAGUCACGGAAUCAUACAAUGGAUCCUAUGUGGAGUCAAACCACAAAAAAUGGUUCUCGGGAUUUCCUUUUAUGGGUAUGGUUGGAAGCUAAAGGAUCCUAAUAAUAACGGCAUUUUGGCCCCGGCAGAUGGUCCCGCACCUUGGACCGGCCUUAACGGCUCACUGGAGUACUACUUUAUCAAGGCUUUUAUAGGCAAAAACAGUGCAACCACUUUUUAUGACCCUACUUAUGUCACCGAUUAUUGCUACCAGGGUAAGACCUGGUUCGCCUACGACGGUGUUCCAAGUGUCAAAAGCAAGGUCUCUUAUCUUAAGGACCUUGACUUACGUGGUUACUUUGCAUGGCAUGUUGGGGCCGACGACCUAAAUGGAGAGCUUUCCUCGGCAGCUUCACAAGCAUUGGACGGACCUUAA